Neolamprologus brichardi is the source of this 2065-nucleotide messenger RNA. The record is from RefSeq and is a predicted model, not a curated record. Lineage: Eukaryota; Metazoa; Chordata; Actinopteri; Cichliformes; Cichlidae.
AUUAUUUCUAUUGUCCUCUCCACUAUUCUCGCUAUUGUUUCCUUUUGGCUCCCCCAAAUAACCCCUGAUCAUGAAAAACUUUCCCCCUAUGAAUGUGGCUUUGACCCCCUAGGGUCUGCGCGCCUACCCUUCUCCCUCCGCUUCUUCCUCGUCGCAAUCCUCUUCCUCCUCUUCGACUUAGAAAUCGCGCUACUCCUCCCCCUCCCCUGAGGGGACCAACUCUCCUCCCCCCUCAUAACAUUCACCUGAGCCUUUACUGUUCUUAUCUUAUUAACCCUCGGCCUAAUUUAUGAAUGAAUUCAAGGGGGCCUAGAAUGAGCUGAAUAGGCUGUUAGUUUAAGAAAAACCCUUGAUUUCGGCUCAAGAACUUGUGGUUAAAGUCCAUAACCGCCUAAUGACUCCUACACACUUCGCCUUUUCCUCAACCUUUCUUCUCGGCCUAGCAGGCCUAGCAUUUCACCGAACUCACCUUCUUUCCGCCCUCCUAUGUUUAGAAGGAAUAAUACUCUCACUCUUUAUUGCCCUCUCCAUAUGAACCCUUCAGCUUAACUCUGCUAGCUUUUCAGCCUCCCCCAUACUUCUCCUGGCUUUUUCAGCCUGUGAAGCAGGGGCCGGUCUCGCACUACUCGUCGCUACUGCCCGCACCCACGGAACAGACCGACUCCAAAGCCUGAAUCUUCUGCAAUGCUAAAAAUUCUCCUCCCCACUAUUAUGCUCAUCCCCACUAUUUGAAGCAUCCCAGCCAAACACCUCUGAUCCGCCGCCCUUUCUUACAGCUUAGCUAUUUCCUUAAUUAGCUUAACCUGACUAAAAUCGUCCGCAGAAUCAGGCUGGUCCUUCCUUAGCCCUUACAUGGCAACUGACCCCCUCUCCACCCCCCUCCUCGCACUAACCUGCUGACUUCUCCCUUUAAUAAUUCUUGCAAGUCAAAACCACACAGCAUCUGAACCUUUCUCCCGCCAACGAACCUACAUCACUCUCCUUACAUCCCUACAAAUUUUUCUCAUUAUAGCCUUCAGUGCAACCGAAGUAAUUAUAUUUUAUAUUAUAUUUGAAGCCACCCUCAUUCCAACCCUAGUAAUUAUUACUCGCUGAGGAAACCAAACAGAACGACUAAACGCGGGCACUUACUUUCUAUUUUAUACGCUAGCAGGAUCCCUCCCGCUACUCGUCGCCCUUUUACUUCUCCAAAACAGUACUGGAACCCUAUCCCUCCUGACACUACAAUAUGCCCCUUCCAUACAACUUUUCUCUUUCGCUGACAAGCUAUGAUGGGCCGGGUGCUUACUCGCCUUUUUAGUAAAAAUGCCCCUUUAUGGGGCCCAUCUUUGACUUCCCAAAGCACACGUUGAAGCCCCAAUCGCCGGUUCCAUAGUACUAGCCGCAGUUUUACUAAAACUGGGGGGUUACGGAAUAAUACGCAUAAUGAGUAUGCUAGAGCCCCUCACCAAGGAACUCAGCUAUCCCUUUAUUAUUUUAGCCCUCUGAGGAGUGAUUAUAACAGGCUCCAUCUGUCUACGCCAAACAGACUUAAAGUCACUAAUUGCUUACUCCUCAGUAAGCCACAUAGGUCUUGUAGCAGCAGGAAUUCUAAUCCAAGCCCCCUGAGGCUUUACAGGCGCCCUCAUUCUAAUAAUCGCACACGGCCUGACUUCCUCCGCCCUCUUCUGUCUUGCCAAUACAAAUUACGAACGCACACACAGCCGGACUAUAGUUUUAGCCCGAGGACUUCAAGUGGUCUUGCCCCUAAUAACCGCGUGAUGAUUCAUUGCCAGCCUUGCAAACCUUGCCCUUCCCCCUCUUCCAAAUUUAAUAGGAGAACUAAUAAUUAUUACCUCCUUAUUCCACUGAUCUUGAUGAACAAUUGCACUUACCGGGGCUGGGACCCUUAUUACUGCAGGCUACUCCUUGUACAUGUUCCUUAUAACACAACGAGGACCCCUACCAGCACAUAUUACUUUCCUCGACCCAACACAUUCCCGAGAACACCUACUCCUGACCCUCCACCUCCUUCCCCUAAUUCUUCUAAUCUCCAAGCCCGAAUUAAUCUGAGGCUGGACUGCCU